Molecule: messenger RNA, 1846 nt
Organism: Salvia miltiorrhiza (redroot sage)
Lineage: Eukaryota; Viridiplantae; Streptophyta; Magnoliopsida; Lamiales; Lamiaceae
Product: cytokinin dehydrogenase 3
Exons: 5
Coding region: 125-1693 (522 amino acids)
Biological process (GO): cytokinin metabolic process
Molecular function (GO): cytokinin dehydrogenase activity; FAD binding
Source: RefSeq, a predicted model, not a curated record
ACUCCAAAACAGAAAAUACUAACAUUAUUUGUAAAUAUAGAACUCAUACACCUUCUAUAAAUUACACCUCCCAUCACGAAAUUAAAUCAAGUCCAUCACAAAACCCUCUAUAGCUAGCUCUAAAAUGGCAAACCAUUCCCCCAUUUCUUCUUCACAAAUUUUGACAAUUCUAACCUAUCUUCUCUGCGUUUCUGGUGAGCUGAUGCCAUGGCCUACCGCAAUCCCUAGCCACAUUCAGUCACUCGACAUAGCGUCGAGGCUUCACAACGACGUCGACUCCAUGAAACGAGCUUCAAACGACUACGGAAACCUCGUCCACGAGGCUCCAUCUGCAAUUCUCUACCCUUCAUCCAUCGCCGACAUCAUCGACCUCGUGAAAUUCUCCAACAACUGCUCCACCCCCUUCGGCGUCUCCGUGCGCGGCCACGGCCACUCCGUGAGGGGGCAGGCCAUGGCCCGCGGCGGCGUGGUGGUGGACAUGUCGUCCCUCCCGACUCGAAACGUGAGGGUUUCCCGGCACCCCACGUUAGGGUUUCACUACGCCGACGUCGGGGGGGAGCAGCUGUGGGUGGACGUGCUGCGCGCCACGGCGUCGGAGCACGGGCUGGCGCCGGUGUCGUGGACGGACUAUCUGUACCUGACGGUGGGCGGGACGCUGUCCAACGGCGGCAUCAGUGGGCAGGCGUUUCUUCAUGGCCCUCAGAUUAGCAAUGUUGUUGAAAUGGAUGUUGUCACAGGUAAAGGAGAUUUGAUAACAUGCUCCCACCACAUGAAUUCUGAGCUAUUUUUCGCAGUUCUUGGCGGCCUCGGUCAGUUCGGCAUCAUAGUCAGAGCAAGAAUCAUCCUAGAUAAAGCUCCUACAAGAGCAAAAUGGGUGAGAAUGAUAUACAGUGAUUUCUCGAAAUUCACAAGAGAUGAAGAACACCUCAUCUCAAUAAAUGGAGCAAAUUAUGUGGAGGGGUCCCUACUCACAGACAAAAGCCCUCCAAAUAACUGGAGAUCCUCUUCUUUCUACUCAUCUUACCAUCAAUCCAAAAUUGCCACUCUCUUGAAAAACAAUCAAGGCCUCCUCUACUCCAUCGAACUCGUCAAAUACUACGACCAUCUCACUGCCCACACCAUUGAUCAGGAAAUAGAGAUGAUGGUAGAAAAUCUGAGCUUCGUAGAUGGAUUCAUUUUCAUGAAAGAUGUUCCGAUGAUGGAUUUUCUAGCAAGAGUGGGGAACUUGGAGGCGGAGAAGGAGGCGCAGGCGCACCCAUGGCUAAAUCUGUUCGUCCCAAAAUCUCGACUGCUGGAUUUUCAUUCGGGUGUGCUAAUCAACAUAAUUGGGAGGCAUAACCAAACCACCGGACCCAUCCUUUUCUACCCUUUUCACCGAAAAAAAUGGGAUGAUAGAAUGUCUGCUGUCACACCAGAUGAGGACAUCUUCUACACUCUAGGGCUGCUCCACACGUGCGGGGCCCACGAGCGGGGAUAUUUCGAAGCCCAGAAUAAUGAGAUAAUCAAAUUCUGUGAAGAAGCAGGCAUCGAAAUCAAGCAGUAUCUCCCCCACUAUAAAUCUAGGAGAGAUUGGAUGAAGCAUUUUGGUGGCAAAUGGGAAAGUUUUGAAGAAAGAAAGAUGGAGUUCGAUCCAAGAAUGAUAUUAUCUAGGGGCCAAAAUAUUUUUGAUUCUGUUACCUACUCAGAUAUAUGAGAUGCAGAUAAUUUUGUAGAAUAUAUAAUUAGGUCCAUUUAUCCAACGCAAGGUAUAUAUUUCAGUGCCAUAGUCUGCAGUACGUACUUCAGUUUUGUGUUGAAAAGAAUUGUACCUCUUCACAUGCAUCCAUUGUCCUGCAACUUUUUUGUG